Penicillium manginii is the source of this 1305-nucleotide messenger RNA. It is a transcript of the gene cdc123, whose product is annotated as cell proliferation protein CDC123. The transcript has 2 exons. Gene Ontology annotation, cellular component: cytoplasm. Lineage: Eukaryota; Fungi; Ascomycota; Eurotiomycetes; Eurotiales; Aspergillaceae. Bases 1 to 1305 code for a protein of 434 amino acids. The record is from RefSeq and is a predicted model, not a curated record.
AUGCCUCUAAUGGAGUCUGAAGGUGUACCAAUCGAGUCAACCUCGAAUGGCCUUCCCGAUCGCUUGCCAUUCCCACCCAUCACAUACUCACAUAUUCUGCACUGCUCAUAUCACGAUUGGCAUCCGCGGUAUCGGACCCUCACACCCAAGUCGAAGAUAAUCCCUUUGCCUGAACAAUUCGUUUCAUACCUCCGCGCCGAUGGCAUCCUCCUACCACCCGAAAACCGUCCCCGAACUGAAGACGAUGACUACGAUACAUUCUCAGACGACGGCGAAGAGGAGGUAGACCCCUCACUAGAAUGGCCAGAAGUUCACACACAAGUGAAAAGCAUAAUCUCCGACUUCCGCCAAGUCACCCCAAAACUCAACUGGAGCGCCCCGAAAGACGCAACCUUCAUGUCCGCCACAAACGACACAAAAUGCCAAACACCGAACGACAUCUACCUCCUUCUCAAAAGCAGCGACUUUAUCACACAUGACCUCGACCACCCCUUUGAUGACUGCGUUCCGGACCAGGAAAACGAAGAUGAUGGUGCUGCUGCUCCAGCCGAUGGACCCCUCCCGGAGGUCCCUUACCACCUAGUCUUGCGCAAAUACGUCAAUUUCAAUCCUUCACUUGAGUUCCGCUGCUUCGUCCGCAAUCGCAAACUUCUUUGCAUGUGCCAGCGGGAUCAGAAUCACUUCGAUUUCCUAUUCCCGAUGCGCGAUAUGUUGCGCUCCCGCAUCCAGUCCUUCUUCGAUGAGAAGCUGCGCGAUACAUUUCCCGACCCGAACUUCACUUUUGAUGUGUAUAUCCCCGCGCCGCACCAGCGUAUCUGGUUGAUCGAUAUCAAUCCCUGGGCCCAGCGUACCGACCCGCUUCUUUUCAGUUGGCUUGAAAUCUUGACCAUGAAGGACCCUGUUGGUUUUGAAGAGGAAGAGGAUGAUAUGGCUGGGGGCGUUGUGCGGAUUUCUCUCCAUGAUGGCAGUGUUACGGAAUUGGAUGCGAAUGGUCAGCCUGUGGAUGACUCUGGUUCGUCUUCGGAUGAGGAGGAGGAUCUCGAUAACGUCACUCCCAAGGGCCUGGAUGGCGGAGAGGAUGAUGAAUUCGCUCCCUUCCUACCGGAGUUCCGUCUCAUCAAGAAGAAUGACCCCGAGGCAUACUCCUUUGCGACACCACAGUACUCGGCACAUAAGGUGCCAAGAGACUUGGUUGAUGCUUCACUCGCUGGUCCGGGUGGUAUGAGUGAAUUUAUGGGUAAAUGGCAGGAUAUUUUGCAGAAUCAGAUGCGCCAGCAACAAGCAGAGAGCAGUGAUUCGGAAUAA